Molecule: messenger RNA, 3373 nt
Organism: Culex quinquefasciatus (southern house mosquito)
Lineage: Eukaryota; Metazoa; Arthropoda; Insecta; Diptera; Culicidae
Gene: Rev1
Product: DNA repair protein REV1
Exons: 3
Coding region: 91-3333 (1080 amino acids)
Biological process (GO): error-free translesion synthesis; error-prone translesion synthesis
Cellular component (GO): nucleus
Molecular function (GO): DNA-directed DNA polymerase activity; damaged DNA binding; deoxycytidyl transferase activity
Source: RefSeq, a predicted model, not a curated record
GGCGCCGCCGGCGGGUUGUGAUCUGCUCCGAUAAGAAAUUUGAAAAUAUUACGUUUCUGGGUCAUUUUCGGUGCAAGUUAAUCUGAGACCAUGAAGCGGAAGGAGAAGUUUGCCAGUGAAACUGGCUUUGAAGGAUGGGGUGACUACAUGGAUGCGAAAAUCUCCAAACUGGAGGAUCAGUUCCGUCACAACGCCGCCAACGUCGAGUUGAAACUGUCCAACCUUUUCGACGGAAUCUCGAUCUUCGUCAACGGUUACACGAAUCCUUCGGCCGAAGAGUUGAAACGGCUCAUGAUGCAGCACGGUGGCACGUUCCAUCACUACAAGCGCCCCACGACGACCUACGUGAUAGCGUCGAUUCUGCCGGACGUGAAGGUCAAAGCGAUCACCUCGGACAUCAUCCUCCGUCCGCAGUGGGUCGUCGAUUGCAUCGCUCAGAACUUGAUCGUAGAUUACAAACCGUACCUGCUGUAUUCAAACAGUUCGAAAGCUUCGCAGCCCAAGCUGGCUUUUGGGCGGCUGGACAAGCAGGAAGACUUGAGGAAGCCGGUACAUAAAGCUGAAGGAAAGGACGACAUCAAUCGGGACGAGUUCAUGAACUUGAUGAGCAAACUGCACGUACUAAACGAACAGAUGAAGGCCGGUGAAACGAAGGCAGAACAGCAAAGCGAACCAGCCUGCGAUCUGGACAGCACCGCUAACAUGGAGGCGCAGAUUUUGGCCGGCUCGCCGGAAGUGUUCGAGAGCGAUGCCCCCGAGCAACCUCCCGAACCAGUAAAACUCGAACCGGAAGCAGAACCCAAAAAAUCCGACUCUCGAGCCGCCCUCGUCGCAACGGAUCCAAACUUUCUUUCAGAAUUCUUCGCCCACUCCCGGCUACACCACAUCGCAACCCUUGGAUCCGGCUUCAAGCAGCACGUGAGCGAACUCCGCGAAGCCCACGACGGCAAGUUCCCCGCGCGGGACACCCUCGCCCAAGAAAUCCCCACCACCAAGGCGGACGAGUUCGAAGCGACCCCCGCCGCAGCCGGCCCCCUCAUCAUGCACAUCGACAUGGACUGCUUCUUCGUGUCGGUUGGGCUGCGCAGCCAUCCCGAACUGCGCGGUCAACCAGUGGCCGUGACGCACUCGAAAGGUUCCGAAGCGGGCACGAUGCAGACGCGACCGGGCCAGGACCGGGCGAAGGAAAUCGAGCUGUACCAGAAGCGGCUCGAGGAGCGCUACAAGACGCCGGACAUUCCGUACGAGUCGCGGCUGCUGAACGUGACGGACAACAACUCGAUGUCGGAGAUUGCCUCGUGCAGUUACGAGGCGCGCCAGAAGGGCGUCAAGAACGGGAUGUUUGUCGGGUCGGCGCUGAAGCUGUGCCCGGAGCUGAAGACCAUCGCGUACGACUUCGAGGGGUACAAGGAGGUGGCGUUUGCGCUGUACAAUACGGUGGCCAAAUACACCCUCAACAUCGAAGCGGUCAGCUGCGACGAGAUGUUCGUCGACCUGACUGACCUUAUCUCCAGCACCGGCGUGGACGUGAUGGACUUUGUGUCGUUUUUGCGCGCCCAAAUCAAGCAGGUUACCGGUUGUCCAUGCUCGGCCGGAGUUGGCGCCAACCGGCUGCAAGCCCGAAUGGCCACCAAGCGUGCCAAGCCAAACGGGCAGUACUAUCUGGCGCCGGACGGGGUUGAGGAGUACAUGCGGGACAUUGCGAUCGGGGAGCUGCCCGGGAUUGGGCCGAGCACGAGCUACCGGCUGAAGCAGCUCGGGUUUGGGACUUGUGGAGAUUUGCAGAACGUGGCCGUUGCGAUUUUGCAGCGUGAGUUUGGGAAGAAGUUUGGAGAUAUGAUUUAUCAGGCUUGUCGGGGGGUUGAUGACCGGCCGUUGGUUUACGACAAGGUUCGCAAGUCGGUGUCGGUUGAUGUGAAUUACGGGAUUCGGUUUAAGACGGAGGGGGAAGUGGAGCGGUUCAUGAAGCAGCUGACGGAGGAGAUUACUAAGCGUUUGUGUGAGAUCAAGCAGAGGGGGAAGCUGGUUACGGUCAAGCUGCUUGUGCGAUCGCCGGAAGCUCCGGUUGAGACGGCCAAGUACAUGGGCCAUGGGCUGUGCGAUAUUGUUACCAAGUCGCAACCGUUGAAGGAGCACAGCUGUGAGUUGGAGGUCAUUCAGCGAGCUGUACUGGGGUUGAUGAAACAGAUCGCGGCACCGCCGCACGAACUCCGUGGAAUUGGUCUUCAGAUAUCCAAAUUUGAAGAGAAGAAGUCCCACGUUGAGACGAAAAAUUCACUGAAGAGCAUGUUCCAGAAAGUUGAAGCUAAGAACGCGAUCGCCCCGAAGAAGGAACCUUCCCCCGUCAAGUUGGAACUGACUCCUCGAAAGCUUGAAGUUACUCCGACGAAAACGGCCCCGAGUCCGUCAACGCCGAAGGUGUCCCCAAAGCGAACCGAAACCAAAUCCAAAACUCAACCGCCCAAGUUUGGCCGAGGACGAGGUCGUCCGCCAAAGUACCUCUCGCUGAACAAGUCCAAGCAGACCAACGACAUGACAAAAUUUCUUAAAGAUUCCAAAUCGGACCAUCCGAAAGACCCAGAACCAAUCCCGGAGGGACUCGACCCGGAAGUGCUGGCCGCCCUUCCGGACGACAUCCGCGCCGAAGUGAUCAAAGAUUACAAGUUUCAAGCUAAACUUCAAAAGAAUUCCGCUGCCCCAGUCAACCAACCCGUCAAACCCGAGCAAGUGUCCCCUCCCCAGCAGCCGUCCACUUCCGGUCGCAAACCUCCGGCCCCAACUCCGGAAAGUCCGGAAAAAACGAACAAAAUCUGCGUCGACUUCAAGUUCCUCCAAGCCCUGCCGCCGGAACUUCGCCAGGAGGUUGAACGCCAAAUCGAACUCCAGAAGGACACCAUGGUCAUCACGAGCACCGAGCCGGAGUUUGAGGAACGCCUGCAGGUGACCCCGGAAGCGAGUCCAGUGAAACAAAUCGUCGCCGAGGAGGACGACGAAGAUGGCAACGUGCUGCUUCGGCCGAACUGGCGCCAACUGCUAACGGCCUGGGUCGAGAGCGGUGACGUGCCGGAGCAGGUGGACGUGGACAUGGUUGCGGCGGGGGCGUGCGAUUUGAUCGAGCGGAAGAUGCUGUACGAGCUGCAGCAGGCGCUUCGGUUGUUGAACAGGACGAUCGGGGAGCAGGUUGGGGGUGGAUGUGGUUGGCAUGGGGCGUACGGCAGGAUUGUGGAACGGGUUCAGGUGGGCAUGGUGGCGGGUUACGGCACGAAGCUGGCCGUUCCGAAGGGGUUUGAGUGUGGGGAGUGUUGCAAUGUUAAGGAGGAGGGGAAGGUGUAAAGCACUGACGUCAGUGGUUUGGUGUUAUAUAGGAUGCAAU